UGUCUGGUACUGCAACAAUGAGUGGGAAAUCCCUGCUCUUAAAGGUCAUUCUCUUGGGUGACGGUGGAGUUGGGAAAAGCUCACUUAUGAACCGUUAUGUAACCAAUAAAUUUGACUCCCAAGCUUUUCACACCAUAGGGGUCGAGUUUUUAAAUCGUGAUCUGGAGGUAGAUGGACGCUUUGUAACCCUCCAGAUCUGGGACACUGCAGGGCAGGAACGUUUCAAGAGCCUUAGGACGCCCUUCUACAGGGGAGCAGACUGCUGCCUCUUGACCUUCAGUGUGGAUGACCGGCAGAGCUUCGAGAACCUCGGCAACUGGCAGAAAGAAUUCAUCUACUAUGCAGAUGUGAAGGACCCUGAACACUUCCCCUUUGUAGUUCUGGGUAACAAGGUAGACAAAGAGGAUAGGCAAGUGACUACUGAGGAGGCACAAGCCUGGUGCAUGGAGAAUGGGGAUUAUCCUUAUUUAGAAACAAGUGCCAAAGAUGAUACUAACGUGACAGUGGCCUUUGAAGAAGCUGUCAGGCAGGUGUUGGCUGUAGAGGAACAGCUAGAGCACUGCAUGUUAGGUCAUACCAUUGACUUGAACAGUGGCUCCAAAACAGGAUCUUCAUGUUGUUAAAAGAAUGGAGGGAGCCUUUUAAAAGUGUAUCCUAAAUUUGUCAGUCAGUAGUUUAUGAAUAACUGCCCCUCUAAGGGGGCACACACAUA
Messenger RNA from Chrysochloris asiatica (Cape golden mole), 712 nucleotides. It is a transcript of the gene RAB9B, whose product is annotated as RAB9B, member RAS oncogene family. The coding region runs from base 18 to 623 and encodes 201 amino acids. Gene Ontology annotation, cellular component: phagocytic vesicle; lysosome; late endosome. NCBI's taxonomy places the organism in Eukaryota, Metazoa, Chordata, Mammalia, Afrosoricida, Chrysochloridae. Gene Ontology annotation, biological process: Rab protein signal transduction; retrograde transport, endosome to Golgi. The record is from RefSeq and is a predicted model, not a curated record. Gene Ontology annotation, molecular function: GTP binding; GTPase activity. The transcript has a single exon.